Symbiodinium pilosum is the source of this 507-nucleotide messenger RNA. The record is from the annotation of a GenBank genome assembly. NCBI's taxonomy places the organism in Eukaryota, Dinophyceae, Suessiales, Symbiodiniaceae.
AUGUGUGCCAAGUGGACUGAGUCUUGGCGCGCCCCGAUCCAGCAGAUGCAGUUUGGCGAGGAUGGUCUAGUCGUUUUUCCAGAGUUGCAGAAGACGGUCAGAAUACCAGAAAAGGAUGCUGAAGCUCUCAGGAUCAUGCUGCAAGAGCUGGGCAACCUCGCUGGUCUUGCUGCCUACUUCGUGGAGCCUCGGCACAAGAGCUCAAUCCGGGUGUCGAUUGCUGGAGACGGUCUUCUCCAAUACACGGUGAAUGGAAGAUGGAGACCUUGCUUUCGAGAGAUCCACUGUGAGGACAACUGGCUGGAGUUUCCAGAAUUGGGCAAACGAGCUCAGUUGCCUGACAACGAGGUCAUGACUUUGAGGUCUCGCCUGCAAGAGCUUCAGCGGCUCGCACGCAAGGGGGCAGAAGAAGGGCAAGAAGGAGGCCAAGCGACAGGUGGACAGGCUUUGUGGCUUGUGGUGGAUCCUGGCUGUGUUCAGCUCUCAUCUCGAGACCAAUCGGGCUAG